CUAUUGUCUAAAAGUGAGAAACAUCACCUCAGCAAGUACGGAACGCUGCGGCGUGGAGGGUUAUUCGGUCAAAAAUCCAAGGAACGGACGUACUUUGACUCCGGCGAUUUCGCUCUUUCCGCUGCUGAUCGCGUGACCGACAACGGUGCUAUUAAAACAGGCCGAGCGCAUCCCCGUCGGGACAGUAUUUCGCACCCUUAUGCCCCUAUUCCAGCUACUUGUAACGUUGACAAGGAUGCCAACGAAGAUUCGAAUAGGCAGAGUGCGAGUCCCGAAAGGAGUCCUCUCCUUCAGCAAACAAAUAUCGAAGAUGAACCCACAAAAAAGGAAGGACAGGACAAUUUUAUAUUUCACCAAAAUUGA
Penicillium riverlandense is the source of this 363-nucleotide messenger RNA. RefSeq lists its product as uncharacterized. NCBI's taxonomy places the organism in Eukaryota, Fungi, Ascomycota, Eurotiomycetes, Eurotiales, Aspergillaceae. The annotation marks the transcript as partial. The record is from RefSeq and is a predicted model, not a curated record. The transcript has 2 exons.